Messenger RNA from Thermothielavioides terrestris NRRL 8126, 486 nucleotides. RefSeq lists its product as uncharacterized. The transcript has 2 exons. The coding region runs from base 1 to 486 and encodes 161 amino acids. NCBI's taxonomy places the organism in Eukaryota, Fungi, Ascomycota, Sordariomycetes, Sordariales, Chaetomiaceae. The record is from RefSeq and is a predicted model, not a curated record.
AUGUUAGCCCUCGUACUGGCCAGAAUCGUCACCUGGGCAUUCUCAGGCAUCCCCUUCGGGCACACCCUUGACUGGGCCGUGAUUAUUUUGGACAUGCAGGCCAUUUACAUCAACUCGGUAACCUCGGCGCUGAUAGUCUUUAUCUUCGCUUUCCUCGCCAACGUUCAGGAGCGCCGCACCGACUACAUCUAUCGUUCUUUCGCCUCCAUCUUCGAAGUGGACUCGUCAGUGGAGCUCAAGCUACGCGUUCUCAGCGGCGACAACACGUCAAACCCGAGGGUCGUUAUCCCAGGCCCAGAGGCCGGGAAAUUUCAGCGGGCCAUCAUCUACUUUGCCGACCUGGCGGGCAUAGGUGUCAUCUGCUCGAACGAAAUCACGGCCGUUCUCGGCGGGGUCACCAUCCUCGGGCUCCUCGCCGGCGACACGGCGAUGAAGUGGUCCACGAGCUGCCAGUUGCUCUGCAACAUCCCCCCGGGGCGUUGUUGA